UUUCUUUUUUACCUUGAUUUUUCUCUGAUUCUUCUGAUAUGUUUGGAGGGUGCCCGCUGACCUUUUGGGUGUAGCAGCCGCUCGCCUGAUGCCCUGACGAAAGCUCCCCAGUCAAGGGGUUAGGCGAGGUUAGGUUAUUCCUUUGUUUCGUUCACUUUGCGCCGAUAUCAGCUGAACCAAGAGGGAGGUAUCUAAUGUUGCGCCGGGGUCUGGCGCUGAUCGCGGCGACGCGAGCGACGCCGCUGCUGCGGACGCCCCGGGCGGCCCGCGCGGCCAGCUGCUGCGACCCGGACGCGCUCCCGAGCAAGGCGGCAUUCCUCGCCAAGUGGCCCGCCCACUGCCCGCCCUACGCGGACUCCUACACGGACGCCUGCCUCGCGACGGACGACGAGCUCGAGGCCGCCUACGAGAAGUACUUCGAGCGGCUGGACAUCGACGGCUGGGAGGUGCGCCAGGCGCUGUCGGACGUCCAGGGCCUAGAGAUGAUCCUGGAACCGAGCACGAUGGUGGCGGCCCUGCACGCCAUCCGCCGCGUCAACGACUACGCGCUGGCCGUGCGCUUCCUGGAGGCGGUGCGCUCCCGGUGCGGCCCGCAGAGCGACGCCGCCUGCCGUGAGCGCUACCAGUGGAUCCUCCGCGAGCUCUGCCCCACGCUCCGGGACCUGGGCGUCGACACCCCGGAGGCCAUGGGUCUCGACAAGCCCGUGUACUGGGUGGACGAGCCGGACGACGUCGACUAAGUUGGAACCACCAAACCAACGACCAAAACGAAACGUCUCUCCCCUUCCCUGCUCCAAUAAAAUGACGCCUCAGUUUGUGCGCGUGUGUGUCUCUUUCAAAACCUUCCCUUCGACCAGGUUGUCACGGUCACGAUUGUCCAUUUCUAUGUUCUGCGCUGUGCCGACACUCACAAAAUGAAAAGUAAAAGACUUUGUAAAGUUUAGUAGAUAUACAACACGCCCUUUUUACACAGCCCAAUUAGUGAGAAACUUUGCCAAGGCCUCGCCGAAUAAUAAUGCAAGUACUGGCUGAAGGCCGAAU
This is a messenger RNA of Frankliniella occidentalis (western flower thrips), 1041 nucleotides long. Its product is annotated as cytochrome c oxidase subunit 5A, mitochondrial-like. Gene Ontology annotation, cellular component: mitochondrial inner membrane. NCBI's taxonomy places the organism in Eukaryota, Metazoa, Arthropoda, Insecta, Thysanoptera, Thripidae. The transcript is spliced from 2 exons. The record is from RefSeq and is a predicted model, not a curated record. Bases 195 to 740 code for a protein of 181 amino acids. Gene Ontology annotation, biological process: mitochondrial electron transport, cytochrome c to oxygen.